GUCUCUGCUACAUGUGAACGAGAGUUGGGGCUGGCACCGGAGAAUCGGACCGCGUGGUGCUGUGCUUUGUGCAGUGUGGACGGUUUCCUCCUCUUAAAGCCCAUUGCUUUCCACCCACGUUUCGUGAGGCCCUCGCGGGCUUACGUCGUUCUGCAGCCAUGAAGACAAAGCCAGUUUCCCACAAGAAGGAAAAUACAUACCGGUUUCUUACAUUUGCUGAACGACUAGGAAAUGUGAACAUCGACAUUAUUCACCGAAUUGACAGAACUGCAAGUUAUGAUGAGGAGGUCGAAACCUACUUUUUCGAGGGUCUGCUGAAAUGGAGGGAGCUGAAUCUGACGGAGCACUUUGGGAAAUUUUACAAAGAAGUUAUUGACAAAUGCCAGUCAUUCAAUCAGUUGGUUUAUCAUCAAAAUGAGAUUGUUCAAAGUUUGAAAACUCAUCUACAAAUCAAGAACAGUUUUGCUUAUCAACCUCUUUUGGAUUUGGUUGUGCAGUUGGCUCGAGAUCUGCAGACAGAUUUCUACCCCCACUUUCCGGAUUUCUUCCUGACCAUCACCUCUAUCCUGGAGACUCAGGACACAGAGUUGCUAGAAUGGGCAUUCACAUCACUGUCCUACCUCUACAAGUACCUGUGGAGACUGAUGGUAAAGGACAUGACCAGCAUAUACAGCAUGUACAGUACACUCCUGGCUCAUAAAAAGCUACAUAUAAGAAAUUUUGCUGCUGAAAGCUUUAUUUUUUUGAUGAGAAAGGUUUCGGACAGAAACACGCUUUUUAAUUUGAUGUUUCUUGAUCUUGAUGAACAUCCAGAAAAGAUGGAAGGAGUUGGACAGUUGCUGUUUGAAAUGUGCAAAGGAGUUAGAAAUAUGUUUCAUUCCUGUACAGGGAAGGCAUUGAAGCUAAUUUUUCAAAAGCUGGGACCAGUUACUGAAACAGAAACUCAACUGCCUUGGAUUUUAGUUGGAGAAACACUCAAAAGUAUGAUCAAAUCUGCAGCGUUGUAUGUUUCCAAGGAAAAUUUUGGUGUCAUUUUUGAAUGUUUGCAGGAAUCACUCCUGGAUCUACACACAAAAGUCACCAAAACCAACUGUGGUGACACGUCGGACCAGAUUAGAAGGUUGCUAGAAAUAUAUUUGAUUCUUGUGAAACAUGGAAAUGGAGCGAAGAUAACAAACCCUAUUGAGGUUUGCAGGACAUUGUCUCAAACGUUAAAAAUUGCCAACCUCUCCACAACUUGCCACAAGACCCUUUUGGAUGUUAUUUCUUCUUUAAUCCUAGGCGAGCAGGUUUCUUUGCCAGAGGCCCUCAUCAAAGAAACCAUAGAAAAGACUUUUGAGAACAGACUUGAAAGACGUUUAAUUUUGGAUUUUUCUGAAGUCAUGUUCCCUAUGAAGCAAUUUGAACAGCUUUUCCUACCCAACCUUCUUCUGUACAUUGAGAAUUGCUUCUUGACUGGGGAUGCAUCGGCUACCAACGAAGCACUGGCCCUUUUGGCCAAGCUCAUUCUAAACAAAGCAGCACCUCCAACCACUGGCUCCAUGACCUCUGAGAAGUAUCCUCUAGUUUUCCCACAGCAGACAGUGGGGUCAUGUACAAGACAGCUGAGGACUAAGUCCAAGAGAGGAAAAGAGCCCCAAAUCGUGUUGGACCACCUUUUGUCAAUGAUUGAGUUGUUCCCAGAUAAAGGUGCCUGCCUCUCUCACAUUUGGGCAGCCCUUGUCAUAUUACCUCACAUUAGGCCCCUGGAGAAGGAAGAGGUGAUUCCACUGGUCACCAGCUUCAUGGAGUCUCUCUUUCUGAGUGUUGACAGAGGAGAUUCAGGAAAAGAAAACUUAUUUGUUCUUUGUCAAGCUGUUACUACUCUACUCAGUUUGGAAGAAUCUUCUGAAAUACUUCAUUUAGUUCCUGUGGAACGUGUGAAGAAUUUAGUCUUGACCUGUCCUUCAGAACCGUCUGUGUUACUCCUGGCCGAUCUCUAUUACCAGAGAUUAUCUUUAUGUGGCUGCCAAGAGCCCCUUUCUGAGGAAGCUUUAAUGGAAUUGUUCCCAAAGUUACAAGCAAACAUUUCAACUGGUAUAUCCAAGAUUCGGCUGUUGACAAUAAGGAUCCUAAAUCACUUUGAAGUGCAGCUUCCAGAAUUGAUGGAGGAUGAUGAGUUGUUGGAAAGGCAGUCAGCCUUGGCCAUACUGCACCAAGCAGAGCUUGUUCCGGCCACAGUGAAUGAUUACAGAGAGAAGCUGAUGCACUUGAGAAAACUCAGGCACGAUGUGGUACAGACUGCGGUACCUUGUGGACCAUUACAGGAGGUGCCACUUCGUUACUUAUUAGGGAUGUUAUAUGUGAACUUCAGUGCUCUCUGGGACCCUGUUAUUGAACUCAUAAGUUCUCAUGCACAUGAAAUGGAAAAUAAGCAAUUCUGGAAAGUCUACUAUGAACAUCUAGAAAAAGCAGCUACUCUUGCUGAGGAAGAACUGCAAAGUAAUCGAAGAGACCAGAAGUCCACUGGAGAUGAACACGGGGAUCUGGCCAAGGAAGGAGAUGUGGGUGCGCUUUUUCUUCAGCAGCUGGCCCUAAAAAUAGAUUGCCGAGAGAGACUGGACCAUACCAACUACCGCUUUUUGCUGUGGCGAGCUCUAACGAAGUUUCCAGAGAGGGUGGAGCCACGGUCCAGGGAACUUUCACCGCUUCUCUUGAGAUUUAUCAACAAUGAAUAUUACCCAACAGAUCUACAGGUGGCUCCCACCCAGGAUUUACGGAGAAAAGGCCAAGCUGGGACAGCAGAGGAGCUAGAAGAGGAUUUUGCUGCUGAAGAUGGGGUGACUGAGGAAGAGGUGGUGCCUGAAGAUGAAAAGUCACAGAAGAAGAAGACCAGAAGAGCUGCCGCAAAGCAAUUAAUUGCUCAUUUGCAAGUUUUUUCCAAGUUUUCUAAUCCAUUGGCGUUAUAUCUAGAGUCCAAACUAUAUGAACUGUAUCUUCAGUUGUUACUACAUCAGGAUCAGACUGUACAAAGAAUAGCCCUGGAUUGCAUAAUGACAUAUAAACAUCCACACCUCCUCCCUUAUAGGGAAAACUUGCAGAGAUUGCUUGAAGACAGAAGCUUUAAGGAAGAGAUUGUGCAUUUCAGCAUUUCUGAAGAGAAUUCCAUUGUGAAAACAGCCCACCGAGCUGAGCUGUUUCCUAUACUGAUGAGAAUUUUGUAUGGAAGAAUGAAGAAUAAGACUGGCAGUAAAACUCAGGGGAAAUCUGCAUCAAGUACCCGCAUGUCCAUUGUUUUGAGAUUCCUUGCUGGGACCCAACCUGAGGAGAUCGAGAUAUUCUUGGACCUACUUUUUGAACCUGUGAAACACUUAAAGAAUGGCGAAUGUCAUUCUGCAGUCAUUCGAGCAGUAGACGAUUUGGAUUUGUCUAAAGUUCUUCCAGUAGGUCGUCAGCAUGGUAUUUUAAAUAGCCUUGAAGUUGUUCUGAAGAACAUAAGUCAUCUGAUCAGUGCAUACUUACCAAAGAUUUUACAGAUACUGCUUUGUAUGACAGCUACUGUGUCACAAAUCCUUGACCAAAGGGAAAAGAUACAGUUAAGGUUUAUAAACCCACUGAAGAACUUAAGACGCCUUGCAAUUAAAAUGGUAACUGACAUCUUUUUGGACUGGGAGUCUUAUCAGUUCAAAACAGAAGAGAUUGAUGCUGUGUUCCAUGGUGCAGUGUGGCCCCAGAUCAGCAGACUUGGAUCUGAGAGCCAGUAUUCUCCUACUCCUUUGCUGAAGCUAAUUAGUAUUUGGAGUAGAAAUGCAAGAUACUUCCCUAUCCUGGCUAAGCAGAAACCUGGGCAUCCGGAAUGUGACAUCUUGACCAAUGUUUUUGCGAUUCUCUCAGCAAAGAAUCUCUCUGAAGCUACAGCCAGUAUUGUAAUGGAUAUAACUGAAGAUCUUCUGAACCUUCCAGAUUUUGAACCCACAGACACAGUUUCAAGCUUGCCAGUCACUGGAUGUGUGUACACAGACAAUGCAGAUGAUUCUAUCACAAUAGGAGGACGAUUAAUUCUACCUCAUGUUCCUGCAAUUCUCCAGUAUCUCAGCAAUACCACAAUAAGUGCAGCAAAGGUGAAAAAGAAGAAGAAUAGGGCCCAAGUCAGUAAGGAACUUGGUAUUCUGUCAAAGGUCAGCAAGUUUAUGAAAGACAAGGAACAAAGUUCUGUUCUUAUUACUCUUCUUCUUCCUUUCCUCCACCAUGGCAAUAUUACUCAGGAUACAGAGUUGGAUAUUCUGGUGACAGUACAAAACCUACUGAAACAUUGUCUAGCACCUACAAGCUUCCUCAAGCCUCUAGCAAAGCUUUUCUCCGUCAUUAAGAACAAGUUGUCAAGACAGUUGCUUUGUACAGUUUUCCAGACACUUUCUGAUAUUGAGAGUGACUUAAAGUAUAUAACUGAAGUUGUCAAGCUGAAUGCCUUUGAUCAAAGACAUCUUGAUGAUAUAAACUUCGAUGCUCGCUUCUCAGCAUUUCAGAACAUCACUUCUUACAUUAAAGAAAUGCAAACUGUGGAUGUCAACUAUUUAAUUUCAGUUAUGCAUAACUGUUUCUAUAAUCUAGAGCUAGGCGACAUGUCUUUAAGUGAUAAUGCCAGCAUGUGUUUGAUGAGCAUUAUCCAGAAGUUGGCUGACUUGAAUGCCACAGAAAAAGAGUACAAAGAAAUCAUUCACCGUUCACUCCUGGAGAGGCUGAGAAAAGGACUGAAGAGCCAGACUGAGAGUGUUCAACAUGAUUACACCACACUGCUGUCUUGUUUAAUUCAGACCUUCCCAAAUCAACCAGAAUUUCAAGAAUUGGUACAGCUGACUGACUGCCAUGAUCCAGAAAUGGACUUCUUUGAAAAUAUGAAACACAUUCAGAUCCACAGACGAGCAAGAGCCUUGAAGAAACUGGCAAAACAACUCAUGGAAGGCAAGACUGUGCUGUCGUCUAAAUCCCUACAGAAUUACAUCAUGCCUUAUGCUAUAACUCCAAUUUUUGAUGAGAAAAUGCUCAAGCAUGAAAAUAUAACCAUUGCUGCCACAGAAGCUAUUGGAGCUAUUUGCAAGCAUCUCUCCUGGCCAGCAUAUAUCUAUUACUUAAAACAUUUCAUUCAUGUCUUGCAAACAGGACAGAUCAAUCAAAAGUUGGGUGUGAGUUUGCUAGUAAUAGUAUUAGAAGCAUUCCACUUUGAUCAUAAAAGCCUUGAAGAACAAAUGAGAAAAAUUCAGAAUGAAGAGAGUGACUUUUGUUGUUUCCUAAACAUAGACACAAUAGAAGUAAUUGAAUUAGCAGAGCACGAAAUCAUGGAAUUAGAACAAAUGAAUGAGGAAGAGAAGGGGGAUGAAUGUAAGAGUUUGUCAGACAAUGAAGUGCCAGAAAACCUGGAGCCCACUGAUAGAGAAGGAACAUCAGCAAAGGAGGCCAAGGUUGCCCCAAUGCCCAUCACAUCCCUUCCUCGGAAUAAGGAAGAGCUGGAGAGAACAAUUAAGAACAUCCAAGGCACGAUAACUGGGGAUAUCCUGCCCAGACUUCACAAGUGCCUGACAUCUACGACUAAGAGGGAAGAAGAACACAAGCUCAUAAAAUCGAAGAUUGUGAAUGAUGAAGAGGUGGUUCGAGUCCCUUUGGCUUUUGCCAUGGUAAAACUGAUGCAGUCCCUCCCACAUGAAGUUUUGGAAGCUAAUCUGCCAAGUAUUUUGUUGAAAGUGUGCGCUCUCCUCAAGAACAGAGCACAGGAGAUCAGAGACAUUGCACGCAGCACUCUGGCAAAAAUAAUAGAGGAUCUGGGCGUGCAUUACCUCCAGUACAUUUUAAAGGAAUUACAGAGCACCCUUGUCCGUGGAUAUCAGGUCCAUGUACUGACUUUUACCAUCCACAUGUUGCUACAAGGUCUCACCAGCAAGCUGCAUGUUGGGGAUCUGGACUCUUGUUUAAGUAUAAUGAUUGAGAUUUUCAACCAUGAGUUGUUUGGUGCCAUUGCUGAGGAGAAGGAGGUCAAACAGAUCCUGUCAAAAGUCAUGGAGGCACGAAGAAGCAAGAGUUACGAUUCUUAUGAAAUCCUGGCCAGGUUUAUAGGGAAAGACCAGGUGACGAAGCUGAUCCUUCCUUUGAAAGAGAUCUUGCAGAACACCACGAGUUUAAAGCUGGCCCGGAAAGUUCAUGAAACAUUACGCCGAAUCAUUGCGGGAUUAAUUGUAAACCAGGAAAUGACGACUGAAUCCAUUCUAUUGCUCAGUUAUGGUUUGGUCAGCGAGAACCUCCCCCUGUUAACAGAGAAAGAAAAAGCCCCAGCAGCCCCUGCGCCAGAUCCUCGACUACCCCCCCAGAGCUGUCUCAUCCUCCCGCCAACUCCAGGGCGUGGCGGGCAGAGAGCUGCUGUGAGUCGCAAGACCAAUAUGCACAUAUUUAUUGAAUCUGGGCUUCGGCUGCUGCACCUGAGUCUGAAGACGUCCAAGAUCAAAUCUUCAAGCGAACAUGUUCUAGAAAUGCUGGACCCUUUUGUGGCUCUCCUCAUAGAUUGCCUCGGUUCUAUGGAUGUGAAGGUGAUCACAGGCGCUCUGCAGUGCCUUAUCUGGGUCUUGAGGUUCCCCCUACCUUCCAUAGAAACCAAAGCAGAAGAGCUGGCAAAGCACCUUUUCUUGCUGCUGAAGGACUAUGCAAAACUCGGGGCUGCCAAGGGCCAGAACUUUCACCUGGCAGUCAGUUGUUUCAAGUGUGUGACCAUUCUUGUAAAGAGAGUGAGGUCUUACCAUAUCACCGAGAAGCAGCUCCAGGUUCUGCUGGCAUAUGCUGAAGAGGACAUUUAUGAUACUUCCAGGCAGGCCACUGCAUUUGGGCUGCUAAAGGCCAUUUUGUCCAGAAAGUUGCUGGUUCCAGAAAUCGAUGAUGUCAUGCGCAAAGUCUCUAAGUUGGCGAUUUCAGCACAGAGUGAGCCUGUGAGAGUGCAGUGCAGGCAGGUGUUUCUCAAGUACAUUCUUGACUAUCCCCUGGGGGAGAAGUUAAGACCAAACUUGGAAUUCGUUCUUGCUCAAUUAAAUUAUGAGCAUGAGACAGGGAGAGACUCCGCGUUGGAAAUGUUGGCCUUUCUGUUUGACACAUUCCCUCAGGGGCUACUCCAUGAGAACUGUGGGAUGUUCUUUAUUCCUCUCUGUCUGAUGAUGGUCAAUGAUGACUCUGCCAUGUGCAAAAAGAUGGCCUCCAUGGUAAUCAAGUCCUUGCUUGGCAAAAUCAGCCUGGAGAAGAAAGACUGGCUUUUCCAGAUGGUCACGACGUGGUUUGGAGCAAAGAAGAGUUUAAACAGACAGCUGGCUGCCCUGAUUUGUGGCUUGUUUGUGGAAAGUGAAGGUGUCACUUUUGAGAGAAGACUUGGAACAGUUUUACCUAUGAUUGAGAAGGAAAUUGAUCCUGACAACUUCAAUGAAAUCAUGGAAGAAACAGAAGAAAAAGCUGCAGAUCGCCUACUUUUCAGUUUUCUUACAUUAGUAAGCAAACUUGUCAAAGAAUGUAAUAUUAUCCAGUUUACCAAGCCCUCUGAAAUACUGAAUAAAAUUUGGAGCCACGUGCAUGUGCACCUCCGACACCCACAUAACUGGGUAUGGCUCACUGCGGCCCAGAUCUUUGGUUUGCUCUUCGCUGCUUGCCACCCUGAGGAACUGGUUCAAAAAUGGAAGGCCAGAAAGAUGAAAAAGAAGGUGUCGGGGCCCGUCGCUAUCAUGUUCCUAACAGGGGACCUCGAUCAGAAGAUGAAAAGUAUCUCCCUUGCCUCCUGCCAUCAGUUGCAUUCCAAAUUCCUAGAUGACUCUCUAGGAGAACAGGUUGUCAAGAAUCUGUUGUUCAUAGCCAAAGUCUUAUAUUUGCUGGAACACAGUGUGGGUGGGAAUCAAGGUGAAUCUAAAGAAGACAUGGUAGAUGAAGAAGCCUUAGGAGAAGGUAUGACGGGUGAUGCUGGGGACAGCUGCACAGAGAAGGCAGAAUCUGACUCCAGGUUGGCCACUCUGCCAUGGCUGAUCCAGAAGCUUUCCCACAUGGCAAAACUGGAAGCUGCGUAUUCACCGAGAAUCCCUUUAAAGAGGACGUGCAUCUUCAAGUUUCUGGGUGCUAUGGCCAUGGACCUUGGGGUAGAACGAGUGAAGCCGUAUCUCCCUGGGAUUAUAACACCCCUCUUCCGAGAACUGAACAGCACGUAUGCGGAGCAAGAUCCUUUGCUAAAGAAUCUAUCCCAGGAAAUCAUUGAGUUACUCAAAAAGUUGGUUGGACUGGAGACCUUCUCAUUAGCCUUUGCCUCUGUACAGAAACAGGCUAGUGAGAAAAGGGCACUUCGGAAAAAGAGGAAGGCUUUGGAGUUUGUGACUAAUCCUGAUAUUGCCGCCAAGAAAAAGCUGAAGAAACACAAAAAUAAAAGUGAAGCAAAAAAGAGAAAGAUAGAGUUCCUACGUCCUGGUUAUAAAGCCAAGAGGCAGAAGAGCCGCAGCCUCCGAGACUUGGCCAUCGUGGAGUGAGGUGGCCGCACUGCAGACAUUAGUCUCUCAGCACACCUUGGAGCACAGACUCUCCGUGUUUUCUGAAAGAAAAGAACUUUCUAGAAUGUUCUAGUCUGAAUGACCGCAGAUUUUAUUAUUUAAGUUAGCCUUUGGCAUAGAUUGUCUAAGAAGCUUUUUAAUGUAAUAAAGGUUGUAUUUUCUAAUUAAA
Suncus etruscus (white-toothed pygmy shrew) is the source of this 8700-nucleotide messenger RNA. RefSeq names its product UTP20 small subunit processome component (gene UTP20). Gene Ontology annotation, cellular component: small-subunit processome; 90S preribosome; nucleolus. NCBI's taxonomy places the organism in Eukaryota, Metazoa, Chordata, Mammalia, Eulipotyphla, Soricidae. The transcript is spliced from 62 exons. The record is from RefSeq and is a predicted model, not a curated record. Bases 159 to 8510 code for a protein of 2783 amino acids.